GAGGCCUCUUUGAAAGAACGUUUGGCUCUGAAUGAUCGAUUAGUUAAAACAUUGGAAAAAGGAGUUUUUUCUUUUCUAGAGACCUUACACGAGGAACCCACUGAAAAAGCCCAACAUCACCUUGAAACCUUACUCAUUUCUUUGAACAAUUACAAAACAACGCUUGAACGUCACCCGCCAAUUCAAAUUGCUAACGAAAAGGAAAUUAGCGUUUAUGAAGACUUCAUUAACAAUACCGUGGGUGUGCAAAGCCAGGCAAAAGAAGAUAUAGUCUCUUUGCGAGAAGAGCUCUCUAAAGCUCAGAAAGUGAGGAAUCAAAAACUAGAAUACGACCGUGUAGCAAGAGAUAUAAUGAAAUAUGAAACUAGAAACACAUACAAACAAUCAAUAGAUUCCUUACAAGACGAGAUUAAUCUAUUAGAAAGAGAAAAAGCACGGAGAUAUGAGGCAUACGAACGCCGUAAGUUGAACUUAUCAACUUUGGUGAACACUUUAACCAACCUACAGCAAUCUGUGGAAGAGGAACGUAAUAAUCUUGAUGAAGAUCAAAGGCGCUUUAUGGAUAUGGAAAGGGGCUAUGUCUCAUCUGAUGACGAAGGUGACAUGAACGCAUUAUCAGAUAACGAAGAUGAGACAAUCAAAGAAGAGGAGCCGGCACCUGCUGCCUUCAAUAGGUUUCAGGAUAGACGUAAUGACGAAGAUGAUGAGGAUGACGAAGAAGGCAUUGUACUCGAUACGCCUAUGACUUCAACCAUGAAUGAAACAGCAUAA
Messenger RNA from Mycotypha africana, 771 nucleotides. RefSeq lists its product as uncharacterized. The annotation marks the transcript as partial. Lineage: Eukaryota; Fungi; Mucoromycota; Mucoromycetes; Mucorales; Mycotyphaceae. Gene Ontology annotation, biological process: mRNA processing. The transcript is spliced from 4 exons. Gene Ontology annotation, cellular component: THO complex part of transcription export complex. The record is from RefSeq and is a predicted model, not a curated record.